GUCAUCUGGCUCAAAACAGUAUGUCGUUAAUUUCACUCCAUUAGAUAUUCUUGAAGAUUCUAAUAGCAGUACUUCUGAUGAACUUCUCAGUUCCCCCAUUUCUGAUAAGCAGGAAGGUUUGCUGUCACCAACAUGGUGUCCAUCCAGUGUUCAUCAUAUUAGAGAAUUAACUGAAGAGUAUUGUGUAGCAGAUUCAUUAUUGCCAUUGCAAAGGACGAAUUGUGAUGCAAAAACACUUGGAGAUCUAUCCAGGUGUUCCAUGGAAGAGAUGACCUCUUCCUCUGUUGCCGAGUCCAAGGAAGACUACGUUGAUACAAUGGAUGAGCUUCAGUGUUUGGUGGAAACAGUAUCAGAAUAUUUAGCAGAGAAGGAAGAGGAGAUUAACAGAUUUGGUUCCCUUUCAAAAACUAAAGAAAUACAUAAACACUACAGUACUGUUGAAAAUGCAGAACAGAAAAUGCCUGGGAUUCAAAAACCACCUUUAACCAUAGUCAGUAAUAACAAUGACAAGGCCAUCUCUUUUCCUGAGUUGAAUGAAGUAAAAUGUGCUGUUGGUUCUUUGUUCACUUCACUCACAGAAAGGGUGGGUUCAGGCACAAAGCAUCUGACAACCACUGUGGAAAAGCUGGUUUAUUUAGUUCCAGAGAAAACAGAAAUUCCUAAUCAAACAGAGACAAUUAAUUUGGAAUCUACACCCAGAGCCAAGUCAGUAUUAGAGAAGGAUCUUUCCGUGCAAUCUGCAUUAUCCUCACAAACAGAAGAUAAUAAGAAUGCAGGCAGACAUGGCAAAACCUCUGAAAAUGAGUACAUGGGCAAUAAAACUGGGAGUUUAAGCUUUCAGGAUGCAGCAGAAACUAUCAGAAGGGAUUCGGCUCCACAGAGUCAGGGUUCAGUUAUAAAAUCUGUUUUCAGCAUGUUGAAUCCAUUAAAGAUCUUUUCAGAAAAGGGGGAAACCAAAAAAGAUGACCAGAUCAAGCCACUGAGAAAGGAAGGCUCUGUUGGGUGUGGUUUGGAGUCAAAUAAAAGAGAAAGCACUCUCGACGAUGACAGUAGUAGCAUCAUUGCUUUAAAUAGGAGUGAUGGAGAAACUACAGGCUGCUUCCAAAUGCCCACAAGUGAGGAUUUGUCCUCUAAAGUGGUCAGUGAACCUUCAAACUUAGCUAGUUCUGCAAGUAAGAAAGACGAUAUGGAGAGUCUGUUGGAAGGAAAAUCCUGUAUAGAUCAGUCUCUAUUACCAGAUCAACCAAAAAUAUGUGCCAAAGAUACUCUAGGACAUCCUUGUGUAGCUGGGAGCAGAACUGCCAAUGAAGAGGCUUCUUUCAAGCCUGUAGAGGAGGACAAAGUUACUGGUGAUGAUGAUUUUCUUGAGCCACUCAGAAAAUCAUUUAGCCAGUUUUUCCUCACUUCCCCUGAGACCUGUUCAAAGGAAACUUUGUCAGAAUCUAUGAAAAUUCGCCAGAUCGAUGAAGAUGAAUGGGAAAGGGGCUCUAAGAAAGAUGGACGUUCCUUUUCCUUUAGUGGAAAACUACAUAUUCCAUUUUUUAGAGUUCUUGAGCAUUCUGAAAAGCAGCAGGAUUUAAGAGAGAAAGGAAGCUUUUUUCCUUUGUUUAAAUUUCCUUUUGCUGACAGCCAUAUCACUAUAAAUGACCAAAAUUUUCAUGUCUCGGGAGUAAACACUAAUGAAGAAGAGAUCCAAAGAAAUUGCCAUGAAGAUGGCAAACUUAGUUCACUCAAAUGUAGUUCAGUUGCAAAUAUUCAUAAUGAUUUAGGGAAAUUGGGCAAUACAGAGGAAUUUAAUAAGAAUGACCAAAUAAAUUAUCCUGAAGAUGCCGAACUCAACAUAAUAAAGUCUGAUUCAGUUAUAAAUAUUAAUGAUGACCUUGGAGAAUUGGGGACUAUAGAGGAAUUAAAUCCAAGUGACCAUACAGCAGUAGCAAAUUAUGAAAGAAAUGCCUUAGCCAUCCCUGGAGUUGUGCCUAUAGAACAUAUAACUUCAGAUCCUUCAGGAGAAGAUAAAAAUCUUACACAAGUGACAUCUUCAAUAGUAUCAAACUCUUCAUUAGAGUUUAUUUCUACUGUUUCGAAAUCUAUUUUGCUUAGUGAAAUUAGUGAAGAAGAUAAAGUUAUAGAUAAAACGUCUGGGGAAAAAACCCAAAGAGGCUUCCUUUCUGGCUUAUUUAACAGGUUUUCUUCUCCUGAAAACUCGUCUAGUAAACAAAAAUUAAAUUUGAAAAAUGAUGAUUCCAAUCACAGGAAUACUAACCCAAGCUUAAUCUCUGGAAUAUUUAACCUGAUAUCAAAUAGCGGUAUGACUGACUGUAAACCAGAUGAAGCAAAGUUCAUGUCUUCAGGCAACAUGAAGAGUUUGAAUGAAGAUGAGCAUUUAUCCUUGGAUGAGGUCCCUGCUACUUCAUGUGUGACUUCUGAAAACCCUACGAACUGUGUUGAAAAACACGAAAUGUCUGCCUUUGUAGAAAGCUGCUUAUUACCUAAAGAGAAUAUACCAUUAUCUGAUGCUUUGGUUGAUAAUCAUGGUUGCCCUCCUACAUGGAAAAACCAGCAAAAUGAAAAGCAUUUCCCGUCUUCUGAGAACAUGGUACUUCACGGUGCUCCAGGUGCUCAGCCAGGCUCCUUAGAGAUAUCUUUAACUAAGAAGCCAACACCAAACCAUGUUCUUGAGACAAAACUACAUGAAAAUUCAAACGAGUUAAAUUCACCUCUACUAAAUACUAACAUUCUUAAUAAAUCAAACCACUGUCAGACUUUUGAAGAGAUGAAUAACCCUUUCUGUUUUGAAUGGGACUCUGAUGUAAAAGAUUUCUCUAGAAAUUCCAGAAAACUUCAGCCAGUUUAUUGUAUGUUGAAUCAAAAUACAUUUCCAUCAGCUGAUGCUUUCUUGCGGCUUGACUCAGAAAACCCCGUGAUAAAUUUUUGCCAAAAAGAUCAAAAUGCAAAUAUCUUAGACUGGAGAACAAAUCCAAACAGUGUCAUUUGGUGUGACUUACCAUAUGAAUCAUUUGACCAGUUAGCAUUUAAUGAAGAUUAUUUUUUAAGAGGUGAUGUGUGGGCAGCUAAAUCAUUAUAUAGAAAUUCUGGUCAUCUUCUAAUUAAUGAGACUAAGAAUUCAUUAGAAGAAUUGCCCAUUGACUUAAGUUUUUCUUCAGAUUAUGAGAAGACUAUAUACCCCGUAGUUGAUCAAGAAUCAUUUAGAAUAGAUGAAAACUUUGUUUUUUCAAGUUUUGGUUAUGAGUAUCAGGAAUGGUUAUCCUGUCUUGAAAAUGGAGUGUGGUGGCCAUCAGAGGAUGGGGAUUAUGGAUAUUAUAUGUUUCAUGAUGGUCAAUAUAUCUAUUCUCUCCUCACUGAUUCUACUGGGCAGUAUGCAUAUUUAUUUGUACCUGAUUAUUCUUAUCAAGAGUAUUUAAAUUGUGAUUUACAAACAAAUGAUCUAUCAGGUAUUACAUUGGAUGACAGCAUUAUUUCUGCCUGUAGUUUUAAGGUACUUGACAAGGAAGAUGAAAUAUUGUGGUGUAUUGAAGAGGAACCAAUUGAUGACCCUCUUGAUUUAUCUGUAGCUUUGCCAAGAAGUAAGGAACCAUUCCGUCUAAAUUUAGAAACCAUUUCACAAGUACUUAAAGAGUCAAGUAAUGGCCAAAGGGAUCAACCAUUAGAUUUUUCAGGCUAUAAGCCUCAAAAGUUUAAAGGAGAUUUUAUAUCUUUCAAAGAAAGGCCAUAUGGUCCUGGAGACCUUGAAUGUACAUUAGAUCUCAGAAAUCAGGCCCAGACUGUUAGUAAUCAUGUCUUAAAUAAAGAUCAAAUUAGAGAGAGAGAUAAGAACCAGCUGCUAGCUAAAGAUUCUUCAGUUCACCUUUCUAGCUUUCAUUGGCUUCAGUCUUCCUUUGAAGAAGUUGCCUCUGUGGUUCAUCCUGAAAAUAUGACUAAAGGCUCACAGCAAGCAGAAGAAACAUCAGUGAACAAAGUGACUUCUGUAUUUUCUGUUUUGGGUGCCUCAGUUGGGAGUACUUUGAAUUUUGAUAAGAGUGAACCCUUAGAGUCUUUGGCUGUGCAGAAAGUGGAUCAGCAGUCAAAAUUAGAGGAGCUCAAAACUGAUGGCCUUCAGUCAUUAAUAUUGAGUGAGCAAUUAGGGAGUAACUCUCAAAACGAGGGAGAAAGUCUUCUCAAGGAUUCAGAGAGACAGACAGUAUCCAAUAUUCAACAACCAGAAUUUACUAAAAAUAAAAGGCAAGAAUUCCCUUUAAAUAAAGGUGUUCAUGUGAAAAAACACAGUUUAUUAAAAUCUGGUUUCCAGGUAAACCAAACAACUCCUCAGGCUAACUCGGGUAUAAAAGAUGAUGAAAUCAUUACAACGGACUCUAUUUCAGUUCCUCUUGCACCACAGUAUAGUAGGGAUGAGCAUAAGAAUUGUGAGCUUCCCCAGGACCAGUCUCCCAAGGAGUCUGAGAGUACAUUAUUUAAAAGUGCAUUAAAACUCUUUGGUCGAGGAGAAGAAUCUUCAGUAAGUACAACAAAUGAAAAACAGGCAUCUGGAUUUUUGAACCUCUUUAAAACUCAGGUGAAUAAAGAAGGAUCACCAAACUUAGAAGAAAAGACUGGUGAUAAAAAUGUUAAGAUAUUAUCUCAGGAAAAGAAAGAAUCUUCUGGUGUUUCAAAUUUUUUUGGUACCCUUGGGGAUUUCUUUAAAACCAAUGUAUCACCUAUGCAGACAACUGAAAAUAUGCCUGUUUCUUCAGUGACUAAUAAGGAUGAGGUCAGGUCAAGUCCUGUACAGCUAACUAACCAGGGUGUUGGGAACUUUCCUGCUGCAUCAGUUUCCUCUAAAAGAAGGGUUAGAGUUAGAAGUCUAAACAAACAGACCACUAUUGAUGACAGUGGGUUUAUGGAACCAUCACCUAGAGAGAUCCAGGGUAAUAAUUUGAUGGGAAAAGAGGUACCUUUUAGAGACCAUCUAAUCCAGCAGUCACCUAAUUCAUCUUUCUCAACAAGUAAUCUCGAAGGGUCUUCUGAAAGUUCUUCAAUAGAAAAUAGAGGUAUAUCUACAGUGACAGAAGUUUCAGGAAGUAAUAAAAUAUCUUCUGAUAUUCUGAACAGAAAAAAUUCAAAUGAACAAGAUAACUUUUUUGACAAGGACUGGAAUUUUUCAACUGCUACAACAUCUUCAUCCCAACCAGAGACGGCAGCCAAAAAGAGUAUAUUUUCUUUUCUGACUGGAUCUGAAAAGUCUGAGAACAGAGCCUCUGCUACUCUACCAAGAGCCAAAUCUCAAGGAGAAGGGCUAUUCACACUUCCUUCCUUUUUUUCCACUACAAGCUCAAGCAUCAAGAAGGAUCCCUCUCAUAAAAGCUCUACUUUUAGUUUCUUCAACUUACCCUUUUUGGAUCAAAAGCAGGAGACUCCUGAGGAAAAACAAAGCCUUUCAGCUGUUGCUCCAGUGACUUCUCAGCCCUGUAAGAAGCCAAGUAUUUUUGUAGACUCUGGUGGCACAAUGACGAGAGAAGGUGCCAAUGGUCAUAAAGAUAGCAUAACCCAGGAAGUAGUGCAUGAAAAGCAAAUGGCACCUUGUAUUGCCAUUAGUAACGCUAUUGAGGUUACCUCCCUUGCAGAUGAGCUCAGUGUAGAGAAGGACUAUCGGGAGAAAUUGAGUGCCAAUAAUGUAUCAGAGACAUCUUCAAUAGAUUUCCAGUUGCAUCAGUUGCAAAAAGAAACUGUUCCUCCUUCACCAGAAUGUCAGGCACAGGCUGAAACAUUCCUCAUAGGCCCAGAGACCCUUGGGAUAACUCCCCAUGAAGAAGAGGCUUUCAACCAGAGAGCCUUCCCCAAUGACUCACUGACCAACUCUUUUUCACACAAUAACCAUUUAUUUGAAAAGUUAAAUGAUUUAGACAUUUGUACUAACUGCCACCCAAAUGAAAGCUUUACUAGUGACCCAUUGAACUUGCCAUUAGAAAAGGCCCCCAAUGAGAUCUUACCACGUAUCCUGGAGCCAGCCUCUUCUCCUCCAGAGCCAGAAUGUGCAGGCCAUCUCCAGAACCGAGAUACAGAUAAAGAGGAAGACAAAUCAGUGUUAGGCUCUUCAGUAGAAAUGCUUUCAGGAUUUGUGACCAAAGUGAAAUCUUUCUCUGGGGGCUUAAUUGAACCUCCCAAAACGCUCUCUGGAAUUUUCUCCUCUCCUAAAUCUCCAAAGAAAAACUCCUUUUUCUCUUUUUCUUCUGGUGUGUCGUCUCAGCCACUCAAAGAUGAGUUAUUUGGAAUUUUCAAAAGUCCCAAACCAGAGACACACAAACAAGAAUCAGCUAUCCCAGCUACUUCACGGCUUCAAAAUGAUUGUUCCAAAGAUGCUAUAGGAUUAGGACCUUCAGAAGGUUUGUGGAGAGAAGCUGCCUCUGCAGCACCCAAUUUAGAAUCUACUGUCAGUGACUGUAGAGUGACUGUUGUUAGUGCAAAGUCAGAAUCAGAUACCAUGACAGAUGAUCCUAAAUUAACAACCAAAAUGGAAAACAGUAACACUCCUGAAAAUAUUCCAGGACCCCAAAGUUCUGAAACAAUUGCUACAUCUUCUGUCUCGGGGGAUGAUACUGGGCAAGGAGUAUUAUCUCUGAGUGAUGAAGGAGACAUGGGAAUAUUGCAGGGUACAGACACAGAGGCAUCAUUGGAAGCAGAGUUUAUUUUAUCGCCAACACAGUUACAUCCAGAUCCUACCUGUAUUGCUGAAGAUCUUCCUCCUCCAAUUCAGCCACCUCUUCCUCUUGAGCCAGAACCAGUUAUUCAAACUGCCUCCACAAACCAAGAUUUCUUGGAGCUGCAUGCAACCAAUUCACGAGAAACCAACACUGCACUGUUCAGUGAGGCAAGUGUGAACCAGAGGACCACCCUGGAAACCCAAGGGCACUCUCCUCAUCCUCCGCUGGAGAAACCUGGGCUUUGUGCUAAAGAAAGUUGCGAGAUACUUCAUGCCCAGAAAGAUAUACCUACAGUCCCCCAGGAAGCCAAGCAGCCAAGACCUCGUUUUGAGAUCCCAAACAUAACCAACUGGCCAAAGCUCCGCUUCCCAUCCUCUGCUACUGACCAUGGGAAAUCACUGAGCUCUUUCUUUGCCCCACCUUCCCCCUCGGGCAAUAGAGCAGCAGAGACUGGUUUAAUAUCCAGUUUUAAGAAGUUGUCAACUUUAUUUGAGGGAGGUAGUGAGGGGAAAGAGACUGUGCUGGCAAAUGAUCCAAAACUAGAAAAGAAGCUGGAUCGUUCAUUUCCAUUGGCAAAAGAAAACAAAGAAGUCCCUGAACAAAUGCCUACAGAAUCUUCCCCUCCAGUUUUAGGUAUUAGCAAUGAUCAAGACCUUAACUCCAGUAAGGCUAACAAAGCUUUGGAGUCCUCUCGAAUAUCUGAGGCCAGUGCUGAGCCAACUAAGGUCUGUACUCAGCCUUCUGAGACCUCUGAGCAGCUGGGGGCCAAGCCAAGUGUCUGUGCUCCAGAGGUUUCAGGGCCUGGCGAAAUGGAAAAGCAGGAGGAAAUCCCGGCACCUAAGGAACACUGGGAUACCGAAGGAAACCUCUCUGGCCCCACCUGUCCUUCAGGGAAACAGGAGGAAGAAAACUACAUUGUCUCUGAGCUAAUUCACCAGCCAGAAAAACAAGAAGAGGAGGCAUUGCCUACUAGCACUGACUCUGUUUUGAAUGUACAGCAGCCAGUCACUCUGAAUGUCAUCAAGGAACCAAUGACCAACAAAAGCCCUACCAGCAGUAGUAGGUAUGGCUCUUCUUGUAAUGUGAGUCAAGGAAGCUCUCAGCUGAGUGAACUGGACCAGUACCAUGAACAAGAUGAUGACCGUCGGGAAAGGGACUCGAUUCAUUCCUGCCACAGCUCUGGCAGCCUCUCCAGAGAUGGCCAAACAGGUUUUGGAGAACAAGAGAGAACCUGGGAAGUGACAGGUGAAGCCGAAAAGGAGAUAUCAUGUGAGAACAAGGGAAUAAUAUGUGAGCCCAAGGAGAUGAAAGAAGAUGCCACAACCCAUCCUCCCCCAGAUCUGGUGCUACAAAAAGACCAUGUACUAGGCCCCCAGGAGAGUUUUCCUGAGGAGAAUGCCUCUUCGCCAUUUACCCAAGCCAGAGCGCACUGGAUCCGAGCAGUUACCAAGGUUCGACUCCAGUUGCAGGAGAUUCCACAUGAUGGUGAUCCCUCUCUGCCUCAGUGGCUCCCAGAAGGGCCAGCUGGAGGGCUCUAUGGCAUUGAUAGCAUGCCAGAUCUACGCAGAAAGAAGCCGCUGCCACUUGUCAGUGAUCUGGCUAUGUCACUGGUCCAGUCCCGGAAGGCAGGGAUUACUUCUGCAAUGGCUACACGCUCCUCUCUCAAGGAUGAAGAGCUGAAAUCCCAUGUGUAUAAGAAAACCCUGCAGGCAUUAAUCUACCCCAUUUCAUGUACCACACCCCACAACUUUGAGGUCUGGACAGCCACCACUCCAACUUACUGCUAUGAGUGUGAAGGUCUGCUCUGGGGCAUUGCCCGGCAGGGCAUGCGCUGCAGUGAGUGUGGAGUCAAGUGCCACGAGAAGUGCCAGGACCUGCUCAAUGCCGACUGCCUACAGCGGGCUGCAGAAAAGAGCUCUAAACAUGGAGCUGAGGACCGGACCCAGAACAUUAUCAUGGCCAUGAAGGACCGCAUGAAAAUCCGAGAGCGAAAUAAGCCAGAGAUCUUUGAAGUUAUCCGGGAUGUCUUCACAGUGAGCAAAGUUGCCCAUGUGCAGCAGAUGAAAACAGUGAAGCAGAGUGUAUUGGAUGGCACCUCCAAAUGGUCGGCCAAGAUUACCAUCACUGUGGUGUGUGCGCAGGGCCUACAAGCCAAGGACAAAACAGGAUCCAGUGACCCUUAUGUGACUGUGCAAGUCGGCAAAACCAAGAAGCGCACCAAGACCAUUUUUGGAAACUUGAAUCCUGUUUGGGAGGAGAAGUUUCAUUUCGAGUGCCACAACUCUUCUGACCGCAUUAAGGUACGUGUGUGGGAUGAGGAUGAUGACAUCAAGUCGAGAGUAAAGCAGCGGCUAAAGCGAGAGUCUGAUGAUUUCCUUGGCCAAACCAUCAUUGAGGUUCGGACACUAAGUGGUGAAAUGGACGUCUGGUACAACUUGGAGAAGAGGACAGACAAGUCAGCCGUCUCAGGGGCUAUCCGACUACAAAUCAGUGUGGAGAUCAAGGGGGAGGAGAAGGUAGCCCCGUAUCAUGUGCAGUAUACGUGUCUCCAUGAGAACCUUUUCCAUUACCUCACAGACAUUCAGGGCAGUGGAGGAGUCCGGAUCCCUGAGGCUCGAGGAGAUGAUGCAUGGAAGGUGUACUUUGAUGAGACAGCUCAAGAGAUUGUGGAUGAAUUUGCCAUGCGUUACGGCAUCGAGUCCAUAUAUCAGGCCAUGACGCAUUUUGCUUGUUUGUCAUCCAAGUACAUGUGUCCUGGUGUGCCAGCAGUGAUGAGCACCUUACUGGCCAACAUCAAUGCCUACUAUGCCCACACAACUGCUUCUACCAAUGUCUCUGCAUCUGAUCGCUUUGCAGCCUCCAACUUUGGGAAAGAGAGAUUUGUAAAACUGCUGGACCAGCUACACAACUCACUGAGGAUCGACCUCUCUAUGUACAGGAAUAAUUUCCCUGCUGGGAGUCCUGAGCGGCUUCAGGACUUAAAAUCCACGGUAGAUUUGCUGACCAGCAUUACUUUCUUCAGAAUGAAGGUACAAGAACUGCAAAGCCCUCCAAGAGCCAGCCAGGUGGUAAAGGAUUGUGUGAAGGCCUGUUUGAACUCUACGUAUGAGUAUAUCUUCAACAACUGCCAUGACUUAUAUAGCCGCCAGUACCAACUGAAGCAGGAACUACCUCCAGAGGAACAGGGGCCCAGCAUUCGGAACCUGGAUUUCUGGCCCAAACUCAUCACACUCAUUGUAUCAAUCAUAGAGGAAGAUAAGAAUUCCUACACACCUGUUCUGAACCAGUUUCCUCAGGAGUUGAAUGUGGGAAAAGUCAGCGCAGAAGUGAUGUGGCAUCUGUUUGCCCAAGACAUGAAAUAUGCGUUGGAGGAGCACGAGAAAGACCGGCUGUGUAAGAGUGCUGACUACAUGAACCUGCAUUUCAAGGUGAAAUGGCUCCACAAUGAAUACGUGCGGGAUCUGCCUGCCCUCCAGGGGCAGGUGCCUGAGUACCCAGCGUGGUUUGAGCAGUUUGUGCUUCAAUGGCUGGAUGAGAAUGAGGAUGUGUCCCUGGAAUUCCUGCGUGGAGCCCUGGAACGAGAUAAGAAGGAUGGGUUCCAGCAGACAUCAGAGCAUGCACUCUUUUCCUGCUCCGUGGUGGACGUUUUUACACAACUCAACCAGAGCUUUGAGAUCAUCCGGAAGCUGGAAUGCCCAGACCCCAGCAUCCUUGCCCACUACAUGAGGAGAUUUACUAAGACCAUCGGGAAGGUGCUGAUGGAGUAUGCAGACAUCUUAUCCAAGAACUUCCCAGCUUAUUGCACAAAGGAGAAACUGCCCUGCAUCCUGAUGAACAACAUGCAGCAACUGAGGGUCCAGCUGGAGAAAAUGUUUGAGGCCAUGGGAGGCAAAGAGCUGGACCCUGAAGCUGCAGACAGUCUGAAGGAGCUGCAGGUGAAACUGAAUACAGUUCUGGACGAGCUCAGCAUGGUGUUUGGAAACAGUUUCCAGGUGCGGAUUGAUGAGUGUGUUCGACAGAUGGCCGACAUCCUGGGCCAGGUCCGGGGGACAGGGAAUGCGUCCCCCAACGCCCGGGCCUCAGUGGCUCAGGAUGCAGAUAGUGUGCUCCGGCCCCUCAUGGACUUCCUGGAUGGCAACCUCACACUCUUUGCCACUGUAUGUGAGAAGACAGUUCUGAAGCGUGUACUGAAGGAGCUCUGGCGGGUGGUAAUGAACACAAUGGAAAGGAUGAUUGUUCUGCCCCCUCUCACAGACCAGACGGUAAGGACACCUCCUUCCGCUUCCUCCUCCCGUCUCCCUUCCCCGCACUCCUCCCUUCCUGGUGGAGUUUGGGGUCCUCUGCUUUUGACUGAUCCCCUCUCUGUCCAGGGCACCCAGCUGAUACUCACUGCUGCCAAGGAGCUGAGCCAUCUUUCCAAACUCAAGGACCACAUGGUACGAGAGGAAACACGGAAUCUCACUCCAAAGCAGUGUGCUGUUCUUGACCUCGCCCUGGACACCAUCAAGCAAUACUUCCAUGCAGGAGGCAAUGGGCUGAAGAAAACCUUCCUGGAGAAGAGCCCAGAUCUGCAGUCCCUACGUUAUGCCCUGUCUCUGUAUACACAGACCACAGACACUCUCAUCAAGACCUUUGUGCGCUCACAGACUGCCCAGGGGUCUGGUGUGGAUGAUCCUGUGGGAGAAGUAUCUAUUCAGGUGGACUUGUUUACACAUCCUGGUACUGGGGAGCACAAAGUCACAGUGAAAGUGGUUGCUGCCAAUGACCUCAAGUGGCAGACAGCAGGUAUGUUCCGGCCUUUUGUGGAAGUGACCAUGGUUGGCCCACACCAAAGUGAUAAGAAGAGAAAGUUCACAACCAAAUCCAAAAGCAACAACUGGGCCCCCAAGUACAAUGAGACAUUCCACUUCCUCCUGGGAAAUGAAGAGGGGCCAGAGGCCUAUGAGUUGCAGAUAUGCGUGAAGGAUUACUGCUUUGCCCGGGAGGAUCGUGUGCUCGGGCUGGCUGUGAUGCCUCUGAGGGAUGUGGCAGCUAAGGGCAGCUGUGCCUGCUGGUGUCCCUUGGGCCGAAAGAUCCAUAUGGAUGAGACAGGCAUGACCAUUCUCCGGAUUCUGUCUCAGAGGAGCAAUGACGAGGUGGCCCGAGAAUUUGUGAAACUCAAAUCAGAAUCUCGUUCCACAGAGGAGGGGAGCUGAACACACCUUUGGCUCCUGUGCCAACCAGGCAGCACCACUUCCACAAAUCAAGACCAAUUUGGGAGUUAGCUAUGUAGCCAGCUUAGGGUCCUUGUAGUCAAAAAGCUGACCCCUUCAGUUAAAGAUAUUUAGGGACAAAUUUGGGAUGGUGAGAGAAUAUGGCUUUUCAUAGAAAGGGUCAUGAAUCUCUGACCAGCAGGUCUGUAGUGCCAGGGGCUGGGCUGGGCUGGGCUGUGGGGGGUUACCACAUGGAGAGAUUUCACAUAAAGAGAGGACGGACAUUUCUGAGAAUGUCAGCCAUUCUUGGUAGACACCCUUCCACUCCACAUCUCAUCUCUACACCACACUUGAUGCAGUUAAACACAUACACAUCAUCAUUAGAAGAACAAGUAGAGGUCCUGGAGCUUGUUCCUGGCUGGCUAGGUAGGCAGUUGAGCCUAUAGGUGUAUAGCUGAGCCCUGUGGUCUGGAUUGGAGUAUGGGCCAGGGCAGGAGCACACAGAACAGAAUUCAGACUGUCCCAUGAGCAGAAUCCACUGAUUUUGUAUGGCUCCAAUGAGAAUAAGGCUUUGAAACUGAACAAGAUACCUUCUAGAAAUAAGCUGUGCUAAUCCCUUUCCCCAGAUUAUAUCAUGAGUAGAACCAUGUUUAUGUGGUGCUUGAGAGCCCUGAGCAGAAUAUUUCUUUGGAACCCAGGCACUAGGGACCACCUUCCCAGGAGUCCCCCUACCUCACUCCUGUAGUCAGGGGAGUGAUGAGUUCAGGACAUCAGAGGCUAUACUUACGUGUAUAUCUACCUGAGGGCUAAUUGAAGGAUCCAGGAGUAUUUUCUUCCUGGGUAGGCCCUGAACAAAGCCAAAAAUUAUAGAAACCAGUCUAGAGUCCUCCUCACCUAUGGUCACAGCCUUCUGGCUGUUCUUCACCUUGCAGAAAGAAUUUAGCCUUUGGCUUUUCUCCCAUUCAUCUGGAUCAGCUGCUGUACCCCUCAUAGAUGUUCAACCCUACAGAAGGAGCUUGGACUCUGAUACCUCUGUACAGGCUGGAUGGAGAGGGCCUCAAUACUCCGUGGGAGGUCAGAGUCAGGCCUUCAGGGGGGUCAGAUGGACUUAACCUAGACCAUGCUCAGAGGUGUGAAAUGGUCCUUGGAUUUCCUCGGUAGCAGCCUCCUGGACAUCCUAAGGACUCAGCAUUAUCCACAGCUGUACUGACCAUUAUGUGAAGCAAGAAACCAAGCAUCUUUGCUGUUGUUAAUUAUUGUAUGUGCCAUUGUUAAAGGAAAUUAUAUGCUAGUCUACAAUAAAUUAUCUUACAGCAGC
Microcebus murinus (gray mouse lemur) is the source of this 13205-nucleotide messenger RNA. Lineage: Eukaryota; Metazoa; Chordata; Mammalia; Primates; Cheirogaleidae. The record is from RefSeq and is a predicted model, not a curated record.